AUGACUCGAUAUCAUUUGACAUCCCCGAAGGAAGGCAAUCUGAAUGAAGAUGACACACGAGGCCCAUCAUCUGCGAUAAGCGAGCGCCAUUGUGUCCUGCACGUUUCCAAAAGAGGAAGGAGCCUCCCGUGCGACGGAAACAUGUCGGCGUUUCGAUUCGCUGUGAUCCUUCUCUUCUGGACCUGCUAUGUGGUCACCAUCGUGCUCAAUGCCUUAUCUAACUCGGGGUUCCGACAUAGAGAGCAUAACCAGAGGCGACACUCCGAGAGGUACGGGGGGAUCGAGGUAUUGCAGAGGCAUCUGGUGGCAUGUUAUCAACAACACUUCCUUGAGGCGUACUUCGUGGCAGCGGAAUCAGGGAUCGACUCAUCCGGGGAUUCGACCCAAAGGGUCAUCCAUCAACGCAAGCCAUUUCAAAAAUCCCCAUCAGAAGUGUCAAACAAAUACAGGACAUGGCUGACACCGGCGGGAUGGACGUUUACCAUCUGGGGCGUCAUCUACGUCUGGCUCGGCCUCAUCCUCGUCUACGUUUUGUCGCUCUUAUGGAGGAAGAAUGGACCGGUGCGGAUGUUCGAAACGUCACCCAUCGCUGAUCCCCUCCCUUUGCUGUUCCUCUGCCUCAACUUGAUAUUGAAUUUUACCUGGUUGUUCCUCUGGAGCCAGGAGUGGCUGCUGACCUCCGCUAUCGUCCUACUAUUAAUCACGUCUUCUGGUUGGAUCGCUCUCGGCGCCUUUUACAUUAGUGCGCAGGAGGUCGGUCGAGACCUGCGCGAAGAAGGGAAAUGGGACCUGGCAUUCAUUAGAUACAUCGUCUUCAACGGGCUGGAAACCUACAACGCUUGGACCUCCAUCGCCUUCCUGGUGAACUUGAGCAUCGUGAUGACUCACGUGUUUGGGAAGAGUCUGGAGGCCAGCGCCAACAUUCCUUUGAGUCUUCUCGUGGUCGUCCUUGCUCUUUGGGUUCCGUUUGAGGCUACUGCCUUCGACGAAUACGGUCGAUACGGAUUCAUGCAGUAUUUUGUGUUGACCUUCGCCCUGAUAGGAAUCUAUUCAGGCGACAACGAGAGACCUUUGGGCGUGACGAUGUACAUCGUGAUCAUUAUGACCCUUUCUGCAGUCCUGGCCGUUGGUCGCAUCGCCUUCAUCAAGACUCGGAACCGCAGCCAUCCCCAAUACGCCCAACUCUGA
Molecule: messenger RNA, 1188 nt
Organism: Darwinula stevensoni
Lineage: Eukaryota; Metazoa; Arthropoda; Ostracoda; Podocopida; Darwinulidae
Source: the annotation of a GenBank genome assembly